Messenger RNA from Cercospora beticola, 1342 nucleotides. Its product is annotated as NAD(P)-dependent alcohol dehydrogenase. Gene Ontology annotation, molecular function: oxidoreductase activity. The record is from RefSeq and is a predicted model, not a curated record. Lineage: Eukaryota; Fungi; Ascomycota; Dothideomycetes; Mycosphaerellales; Mycosphaerellaceae.
CGGCACGAUCAAUCUCUCCAUCCUCCACUUUGCUUCUUGCUUGACUGCACAUGCUCGCGGAUCACAGAACGCUGGUCACACGGCCGAGGUACAGUGGCUAUAUGGAACUGGCAAAGGCUUAUUAGCCGCGACACUUAGCACGUGGUAGAAAUUUUUGCACAGCAGGCGGCUUUCAGAUAUAUCCGAUUUGACCAGACAGCUCACUCGCAGUCCAGGAAUCUACCAACAAUGGCAUCCCUUCCUCAAUCCAUGCGAGCCUCACAAUGCAGCGACCAGACGAGAGGCAUCGAUAAGGACAUCCGUUACACUACAGACGCAUCACUACCUGCAGAAGCGGCGUCACUCCCUUCGAACUCAGCACUGGUCAAAGUGGCAUACGCCUCUCCCAAUCCAGUGGACUACAAGCUACCCGAAUCAAGCAUUUAUAGCACCCUGAACAUCAAGCAAAGACCAUUCAUUCCAUGUGGUGAUUUUGGGGGAACGAUCGUAUCGACGAAUCUUCCCAACCUCAAUCCUGGAGACCGCGUCUUUGGCCGCAGCGAUCCUCCGCUGUUCGGCUCCUUGGCUGAAUAUCUUGUUGUUCGAGGUGUCGAAAAUGUCGUCAAGCUCCCUGAUGCAGUAUCAUUUCAAGAUGGAGCAACGCUGGGAGUCGCUGGGCUCACAGCAUAUCAAUGCCUGGCACCAAAUGUACGAUCCGGCAACAAAGUUCUAAUCAAUGGCGGUAGCGGCGGAACGGGUACAUUUGCAAUCCAGAUCGCCAAAGCACUAGGAUGUUAUGUUACGACAACGUGCUCUUCUGCAAACGUCGAGCUGUGCAAACAACUAGGAGCGGACGAAGUCAUCGACUAUCGCAACACCGAUGUCACAGCUCACAUUACACGACAAGGAACGCAAUACGAUCUGCUGGUGGACUGUGCUGGUACCCCUGCCAUCUUCUGGAAGUCAUCAGCAUAUCUUAAGCCCGGAGGCCGAUACAUCACCAUUGCUGCGACAUUGACAUGGGCAUUUUGGUCUGAAAUGUGGAAGAUGAUGUAUCUGCCCACCUUGCUCGGCGGCGUGCCUCGCAAGGCAGAAUUCUUGCGACGUGUCACGAAGGCAGAAGACUAUGCGAAACUUGCGCAAUGGAUUGCAGAAGGCAAGUUGAAGCCUGUGAUCUCAAAGACUUACGACCUCGAAGACGCCAAGGCCGCAUUCGUGGAGCUCAAAUCGGGCAGGACAAGGGGCAAAAUUGUCGUCAAAAUAGAGAAAUGAGUCUGAGAAGGAAGCAAAGAUCCAUCGAAGCUAGUUCAGCACACUAUCAUAUUCCUACAAGCUCACAUAUGACACUCAGAUACACCUACCC